Messenger RNA from Tympanuchus pallidicinctus (lesser prairie-chicken), 3464 nucleotides. RefSeq names its product G protein-coupled receptor class C group 5 member C (gene GPRC5C). NCBI's taxonomy places the organism in Eukaryota, Metazoa, Chordata, Aves, Galliformes, Phasianidae. The record is from RefSeq and is a predicted model, not a curated record. Bases 893 to 2869 code for a protein of 658 amino acids. Gene Ontology annotation, molecular function: G protein-coupled receptor activity; protein kinase activator activity. Gene Ontology annotation, cellular component: plasma membrane; intracellular membrane-bounded organelle; signaling receptor complex. The transcript has 5 exons. Gene Ontology annotation, biological process: G protein-coupled receptor signaling pathway.
CCGGCGUGCCCAUGUUUUCGGAACGGGCCCGCUCCUGUCCUGCUCAGAAGCCUGGCUCUGAUUCCUGGCUGUGCCGAGCGCUGCGGGGCUGGGAGACAUCCGGCAGUGCUGCCUUGGAGGGCUCAGCCCCCAGCACAGCAGGGCAGCAGGGCUGGGCUCUGCCCUCGCUCACACCGUGCCAGGCACCGAGCGCCCCAGCCUUACAGCUGUAUCGCACCCGGCUUACCCCACAGAGGGGUGUUGCUGUGGGUUUUGUAGGAGCUACAAAAACACCUCCUGAGAAACAGCAGGGGUGCGCAGCGUGGGUUGGACCAGCUGGUGUGGGAGCGUGUGGGCUCCACGGAGCAGCCACCGUGGGAUGGGAGCCGGUGGGGACGGGGGGCUGCGGGGCCGGGGCUGCUCUGUGCAGCGGAAGGAAGCGCUGCAGGAAGCCGCGUGCAGCUCGGCCUCUGUGCAGCCCGGUGCUGGGGCAGCGGAGGCGGUGGGGAAGCGGGGCCUCGCUCCUAGGCAGAACUCGACUUCCUGGGGAAACUGAGGCACACGGGGUCAUGGCAGGAGGCGGGGAGGCAGCGGAGCCCCUCUGCAGGGCGCUCAGCGCUGCUCAGUGCUUGUGUGAAUGCACACACGUGUGUGUUCCCAGCGGGGAGGGACGAUCCUGCCCCAGUGCGGCGCUGGGAGCCAGGCGGAGGCAGGCAGACGGUGGCUGUGGGUGCUGCUCCCCGUGCAGUGGUGUCACCGGCUCCAGCUCCUCGGGUUGUUUUCAUACCAUCCCGGGCUGGGGGAGGACCUGCCGGCGGCACGGUGAACUUUCGGCUGCAUCCUUUACCGUCUUGCUUCACCCUCCCAAAAUAGCAGGGCCCGCCUGGAAACCUCCUCCGGGACUGGCAGAGCAAUGGGUGCCCUGAGCCUCAAGGGGCUCUUCCCCUUUCCUGAGCCCCAAGGAUGGGGUGGCUGUGGGUGCCAUGGCCGAGACACGGGUGCAGCCUGGCUGCUGGGACCACCGAGCCCCGAACCCCCGCAGGAAAGGCUCACCCAAAAGCGGUGCCAAGGGCUCAGCCGUCAGCUGACAUUCCUCCGGGAGGCCCCUCGGGCCGCCGCCCGGGGCUGCUCGGCUGCGGUUACAGCUCGGUGUGAUGCUGCUCCGGCACGGUGUGCUGCGUCCCCGGCACCCGGCUGUGCUGAGACCCCACCAACUCAUUACACCGGUGCUCGAAUUCUCUCCGUGCUCGCUUCCACCCCGCGCUCGGUCCUUCCGUUUUGGGAGACGGUCCCCAUUCCUCUCCACCUGCUCCCCCGCUCCCGUGCUGCGGGUGCUCGGUGCGGUGGGGCAGGUCCCGGCCGGCACCGGGCGCGCUCCCCGGGCAGCGGCCGCACCUCGGGGAGGGGCCGGGCAGGCGCGCGCCGUGCCGCGGGCUCGGGGCUCGCCGGCACGGCACGGCACGGCACGGCACGGCACGGCACGGCACGGCACGGCACGGCACGGCACGGCACGGCACGGCACGGCACGGCACGGCACGGCACGGCACAGCGACGGGACACGGGGCGCUGGAGCCGGGUCCGUGGAUCCCUGCUUGGCACCCACCUGCCGUGCAGGAUGGGUGCUGCAGUGCUGGCAGCUGCCUGCAUCCUGCUGGCUCUGCUGCCUGUGGGCCGUGCCCAGAGCACCCCUCCAUCAGGAUGCAGCCAGGACCUCUCCUCGCUCUAUUACAACCUCUGUGACCUGUCAGCAGCAUGGGGCAUUGUGCUGGAGGCCGCGGCCAGCCUGGGUGCCGUGACCAGCUUCGUGCUCACCAUCGUGCUGGUGGCCAGCCUGCCCUUUGUGGAGGACCCCCAGAAGAAGAGCCUGGUGGCCACGCAGGCCUUCUUCUUGCUGGGCACCUUCGGGCUCUUCUGCCUGACGUUUGACUUCAUCGUGGGGCCAGAUUUCUCCACCUGCACCUCUCGCCGCUUUCUCUUCGGUGUCCUCUUCGCACUCUGCUUCUCCUGCCUGCUGGCACACGCCGUGGCCCUCAACUUCUUGGCGCGGAGGAACUGUGGCCCGCGAGGCUGGGUGACGCUGGCGGUGGCUCUGCUCCUGGCGCUGGUGGAGGUCAUCAUCAACGCCGAGUGGCUCAUCAUCACGGUGGCCCGGCAGGAGGGCGGGCCUACAGACCCCUGCGGGCUGGCGGAUGCUGAUUUUGUCAUGGCGCUCAUCUAUGUCAUGGUGCUGCUGGUGGCUGCCUUUGGCACCGCCUGGCCGGCCCUCUGCGGCCGCUACACGCGCUGGAGGAAGCACGGCGCCUUCAUCUUGGCCACCUCUGGGCUCUCCAUGGCCAUUUGGGUGGCAUGGACGGCCAUGUACCUCUACGGGAACCAACACGUGGGCAAGAAGCCCGGUUGGGAUGACCCCACGUUGGCCAUCGCUUUGGUGUCCAACGCCUACGCCUUCAUCCUCCUCUACGUCAUCCCCGAGGUGACGCACGUGACGCGGCGCAGUUCUGAGCAAGGCUACGAGGACGACGUGUACCCCACGCGUGGGGUGGGCUACGAGACCAUCCUGAAGGAGCAGAAGUCGCAGAGCAUGUUUGUAGAAAACAAAGCCUUCUCCAUGGAUGAGCCUUCCUUCGCCAAGAAGCCGGUGUCCCCGUACAGUGGCUACAAUGGGCAGCUGCUGACCAGCGUCUACCAGCCCACAGAGAUGGCUCUGAUGCACAAGGGGACGAGUGAAGGUCCUUAUGAUGUGAUCCUGCCCCGUGCCACCACCGCCAGCAGUGCCAGCUCCACACUGCGAGCCGAGGAUGCCUUUGCCGUGCAGGCCCGGCACGCUGCAGCACAGCGAGAUGCUCGGGGCAGCCAGGUGCUGUCCCCAUACAGCAGGAACCGGUGGUGAAGCCCAGCUCCUACAGCACUGGCGCAGCUGUGACCCUACCUUGCCUCCCUGCCUGGUGCAUCUGACCCUGUUGGAGCCAGUUCCUGAGCUGGGAAUAUCUGGAUGCAGCCCCGCAGCCUGCACCAUGCUGCCUGGCUGUGGCACUGCAGGCUGCCUGCUCUGCGCAGCUCCCCACUGCCACCCCAUGCUGUCCCAACACUGCCUUCACCAUGCAAGGACACCCUGUUCGCUCCAGGCUGGGGAUGUUUUGCUGCUGGACAGCCAGCAGCAGGGGGUGCCUGCCCAGGGCUGCACCUCGUGAACCUCACCCAGUGCUGAGCCCAGGCCAGGGCACUGCACCCCAAGCCAUCCCCAGUUCUCCCAACCCUCCUGCUGUGCCUCGCUCCUCCUGUCACUGGGGGACAUGGGGAUGCUCUGGGUUUCAGCUCCCAGUGGUCUCUCCCCGCGGCUCCGACCGCCUGAUCUGUGCCUUAUCCCAGUCUCCGUGCCAGGGCUUGAGGAUCACAUUCAGAGCACUGGGAUGGAGCUGGGCCCCCUCCUUCCUCUGUUCCUCUCCCCUUUUUCAGGUCAGACCCAAUAAAGGUGAGUUUUCUUA